CACACUGUGACCACUGACAAUGUAUUUGGAAGCAAAAGGAAAACGGUUUCCUACGCGAUCCCACCAUCUCCCCGGUACCGGUACACUCGGCCCAAGUGGCAGUACGUGGACUGGACGCUCCUGCAACCUACGUUCUUGUCGGACACAAUUCGGAAUUUUACACCACCGAAAAGUGGUGUAAGCUAAUCUCCACGCGGAUGCACGGCUGCGGAACAACAGUGAUCCGAGUUGUCCCCUAUUUGGGAUUCCAUUGGUGAGACCUUGACCUGAGGUCCACGUUAAGGUUAUGUAUUUGGAUGAAAUUUAAUUUACAGUUGGCUCUAGUGAAGAACAGAUACUUACAUGAAACCAGUUAAGUCUCAAAGAACACUUGAUUCCAAGAAAACACCGUAAGU
Acanthoscelides obtectus is the source of this 395-nucleotide messenger RNA. Lineage: Eukaryota; Metazoa; Arthropoda; Insecta; Coleoptera; Chrysomelidae. The record is from the annotation of a GenBank genome assembly.